Molecule: messenger RNA, 1093 nt
Organism: Aquila chrysaetos chrysaetos
Lineage: Eukaryota; Metazoa; Chordata; Aves; Accipitriformes; Accipitridae
Product: endogenous retrovirus group K member 24 Gag polyprotein-like
Exons: 2
Coding region: 239-1093 (284 amino acids)
Biological process (GO): viral process
Molecular function (GO): nucleic acid binding; zinc ion binding
Source: RefSeq, a predicted model, not a curated record
CCGAAAGGGCACAGACUGGCAACUAGUAGCCAAAGAAUGUUGCCUCUCAGGGGUUCGGUUUCAACCGGUCGUUCUCCCUAUUCGGGCAGCACCGAGGGGAGGGUAUGAGUGGACACCUCUUGAUAUAAAAACUGUUCGGGAGCUCGCAAGUACUGUACAGGCGCAUGGAGUGAAUUCUUCACAAGCGCUCACUCUGUUUGAGUGUCUGCUCUCAACACCUGUUGCGCCUUUUGAUGUAAUGCAGCUAAUGAGGGGAGUAUUGCCCCCGUCAUUGCUGUUGUUGUUUAAGGAGGAAUGGCGGGCGCAAUGCGUUAAGGUAGUGGCCGACGCUCAGGCUCCUGGUCAUCACCUGGCGGGGGUGACCAUAGAGCAGCUCAUGGGGGAGGGACGGUUUGCAACGCCUCAGGCACAGGCACAAGGUAUGCGCGGACGUGACUUUACGGCAGUCGCAACAACUGCCUUAGCCGCUCUUAGGCGUGUCGCGGCCAUGGAUAGAGCGGACCCCCCUUGGGUAAAAAUUCGGCAGGGGAUCUCUGAGAGGUUUACUGCCUUUUUAGACCGGCUCCAGCUUGCUAUGCAAGCAGCGAACCUUCCGGAGUCGGCUAAAGACUCGAUUCUAAUUGAAUGUGCUAGGGCUCAAGCUAACCCACAGACCUCAGCGCUUCUCUCUCAUUUGCCAACGGGUUCGUCGCUAGGCGACAUGAUACGCUAUGUACUGGAGAGAGAGCAGCAACAAGAAACACGCCCGGUAGUGGCAGCCUUACAACAAGUUUUACAAGCGGCUGCAGGCGCUUGUCACCGAUGUGGGGGUAGGGGCCAUAUAUCGAGGGAUUGCGCAACCAAACCCGGAGUAUCGGACCAGGAGAAGGGGGCGGGCAAACUCCGCUGUUGGAAAUGUGGCAAGCUCGGGCACAGAGCUCGGGAAUGCCGCGCCGAGACCCGGCAGGGAGCUCCGGGGUCUACAAAACAACAGGGACCGAUGUCGGGAAACGGUACGGGGGGGGGCAUGGGGGCCGGGCCCUCCCCUUCAGUUUUUGCACAGGGCCCAACAACAACAACAACCCCGAAUCAACCGGUGCUGCCGUGGAACUAA